Lotus japonicus is the source of this 1552-nucleotide messenger RNA. RefSeq names its product transcription repressor OFP15-like. Gene Ontology annotation, biological process: negative regulation of DNA-templated transcription. NCBI's taxonomy places the organism in Eukaryota, Viridiplantae, Streptophyta, Magnoliopsida, Fabales, Fabaceae. The coding region runs from base 193 to 1077 and encodes 294 amino acids. The transcript has a single exon. The record is from RefSeq and is a predicted model, not a curated record.
CCAUCAACCAAGCACACAGCUCUCCAAAUUGUCCCACCCCACCACUUCUCCUUUAAAAUCUUCCCCCCACAACCAGGAGCCACAUCUGACUUGCCAUUAAUGCCCUCAAUGAACUCAUCUCACUCACAUGUCUAAACCUCCAAAAUUCAUUUGAAUCAUCCCCAUCUUCCCUCACCUCACCACAUAACCACAAUGGGCAAGAAAAUGAAGCUCAUCCCUUCUCUUCUCAUGAGAAUCACAGAACUUAACAACAAUAACAACAAGUCUUCUUCCUCUUCCUCCUCCUCCUCUUCUUCAUGGCCUUGGCCAUCUUGUCAUCAACAACCCAGAACACUCUCUUUCAGAGCCGUCAAUUCAGCAUACCUGGAUGCCACCAUGGACAUGCUUGAAACCUCAGAGUCCUUCUUCACUGUCUCACCGGAGUCCGCCAGCUUCUCAACCACCGCCGCCGCCUCCGAUGAAUUAGAACAUUCCAGAACAAGAGGAUCAGACUCUGUGGAGACCGUGAUCCGCGGCUUGCGUUCCGCGGACCGCUUGUUCUUCGAGCCGGAAAAGACCAGCUCCAUACUGGAGACUAAAGCAGCCGGAACGGCGACGGCGACCUUGCCACCGUUCAAAGAUAGCGUGGUGCUGUCCGUGGACUCACGAGAUCCUUACGUUGAUUUCAGGAAGUCCAUGGAGGAGAUGGUGGAGGCUCAUGGAGUGAAAGAUUGGGAGCAUCUUCAAGAGCUUUUGUGUUGGUAUUUGAGGGUCAAUGAUAAAACCAACCAUGGAUAUAUUGUUGGUGCUUUUGUUGAUUUGUUGGUUGCUAUUGCAUUUGCCACUUCAUUGUCGACCACUUCAAGUUCAACCUCUACUUCUUCUUCUUCAACUUCCACUUCCCAUUCUCCUUCCUCUCCUUUAUCAUUUUAUAGUUCCAAUUCUGCUUCGUCUUCUUCUUGUAGAACUCGUUGUGUUUCUUGUUUGGAGGAGGUUGAUGCUCCUAGUCCUAGUUCAUCUUUGUUGUUAGAACAAGUUAGGGAGGAGAUUAAUCUGGAAGAUGAGGUUUUGUCUUCGUCUUCAUCUUCAAAUACUUGAUUUAAGGUUAGUAUGUGUUUCGACAAUUGAUUCUAAAGUCAGAGUCAAUUUUGAAAAAAUAAUGUCUAUGAGUAGAUUAUGUAUCUGAGAAUUGUUUAUGAUGAAAGAAAAGUUGAUCUGAAUAUGAUAUUAGCGGGGUUUGUAUGCACACCAAUGAGUGAUAUACAAUCUGUAAUUUUGUGUCAUUUUUUUUUUUCCUUUCACGGGUUCCAAGCUCUCACACUCUGUGUUACACAAUCUGUGUUUCUUUGUGUGUUCAUGGAGUCACACGUGUGGAUGAAAAUGCAACCGUGCGAGGGGGGAAAUUUGAGAUUGUCUAACUUUCUGUAUUUUGACUAUUUUCCAUUUUUCCUUAACUGCUUGUCAAGACAUAGGACUGGAGUUUCCUAUUUUUGUGAUUAAAUAUUAAAUAUAUUGUAAAAUAUCAUGCUUACCAUUUGUGUAAAGUCAUAAAUCUAUUGUCAAUCUAUAUUUA